UGUCAAGUAAGUGUCAAGUUAUGAAGUUAAUAGUUUACAAAAUUUUAUUUCGGUUUGUUAAAAUUGCUGUUCUGUUUUUCUUGUAAAGUGAGAAGACUGAAAAAAGAAAAAAGGGUUCAUAAUUUUUGGUGUUCAAAUCUAUCAAUAUGACUGCUGCCGAUAACGAGUAUCCAAAAGCUUCCAAUGCUACUCUCAUUGGAGCGAGUAUUACUUAUGUGGCAGGUUUAUUUUUGCUCCUUUCCUUUGCUGGUCCUUAUUGGAUUGAGUCCUACCCAGAGAUGUUCUCAUCAUUUAAGCAUAUGGGAUUGUGGGAAUAUUGUUUCGACAGAUUUCGGUUCCCAACAUACCCAUAUAGACUAUUUCAUGGUUGCCAUUACAUUUUUAGUGAGGAGUUCUAUGUGAUUCGAGAAUGGCUUCUACCAGGCUGGUUAACGGCUGUGCAGUCAUUUGUGACUCUGGCCUUGAUCCUGUCAUUGACGGCCCAGGUUUUGUUGGCCUGUGUUAUAAUGCGCUGGCCUCUUCGUGCUGCUCUGCGUUAUGAGUGGAUAUUUGUAUCUUGCUCCUUUGCAAUGGUAACACUCUCAAGUGUCUUCCUAUUCCUCUCGGUUGCCAUAUUUGGCGGCAAUUGCUAUAGACGAGAUUGGCUGCUGUAUCCUUCAUUCAAUGUUCUGUCUUGGUCAUAUGCUUUUGCUGUUGUUGCAUUUAUACUUUUUGGUGCUGCAGCCAUUCUCUUAUACUUUGAAUCGAGAAAGUUGUAUGAACUUCGCCUUGAAGCCAAGAACUUGGUUGCUCAGAUGCACCACAGUCAACCUGAGCAUGCUCUCCAACAUCUACGUGAACAAUUGCAGCAACAGCGACAUGGGUGGAAUUAGUAUUAAUAAUAAUUUCUUAGAUGAUAGUAACCGUCCAUAUCUAAAAGAAUUGGUAAUUUUUAAGAUUUGUGGUCAUAACUUUUUCUUAUUAGGUAAAACUUUAUGGGUUAAUCCUAUCUGAAUGUAAAAGUAUUAUUUUGCCUACUUAAUCAACAAAUGGUCGAAAAAUAACUAUUAGUUUGGGCACUGUUUGAAUGACUUGGAAUGCAAAAAAUCAAAAAAGCGGCAUUUUGCGCAAUAGCUUUAAUUGUAUAGGCCUACUUUCCUCAACUUGAUUGACAGUAUUGACACCUAUAAAUGUGCACUUUAUACUGCAGGUCCAUAUUGGUUCCUAUAAAGUUUAUUGGCUGAAUUAUCGUAUCACAUAAUGUCUUGUCACUUUCGCAUAACAUUCUACAUAAUUAAAAUCUAUGCAUAAGAUAAUAAUUUUCAUAUACAUACUUUGUGUUAUAGAUAAUUCUUUAUCAGUGGUCAAAUAAUACUUUGGGAAUGAAAGCGAAAACUACGUGUUAUAAAAAUUUAGCUACGUAACUGCAAAGGCGAUAGUUUAAAUUUGCAAAAAUGUUUGUUAUUAUAGUUGUAUGACGUAGAUGAAGUGUAUCUGAUUAAUAGUGCCUUCUUACGUUCCUUGGGGGAGAAUCCUUGGAACUUUAUCCACAUUUGAAAGUGAAUGAUGUGAUUUCUGAAGAAAGAGAAUCUCUUAUUUACGAUACGAUAAUACAUAAAUGAUCUUGAUAUUAUUCUUAAAAAAUAAUGAAUUUACUUUUAAGCUGUUAGAUUUAAUUGGUUAGUAUCCUUUUUCUAUAAUUUAAAAAAUUAUGAAAUUCUGAAAUGACCUUGUGGCGAGCUUAUUUUCAACUAUUUUUUAUAUUUUCCGACUUAGUUUUAUAUAAGAUAAGAAGAGCACAGUCAAUAUCACCUUGACUGCCUUGUUUGACUGAGUUGUUUGGCAUUUAGGACAAAUAAAUCUAAUUAUAGUAACAAAAUCCGUCCUAUAAGUUGUGUAAGUUUUAUGUACUAUCUAUAAAUAAUGGAUUUUUAUAUUAAGUAAACUUUUAACCACCUAAAUAAACAUUAUUUUUAAA
This is a messenger RNA of Amyelois transitella, 1957 nucleotides long. RefSeq lists its product as uncharacterized. The record is from RefSeq and is a predicted model, not a curated record. Gene Ontology annotation, biological process: septate junction assembly; regulation of tube size, open tracheal system. The coding region runs from base 147 to 872 and encodes 241 amino acids. Lineage: Eukaryota; Metazoa; Arthropoda; Insecta; Lepidoptera; Pyralidae. Gene Ontology annotation, cellular component: membrane; septate junction. The transcript is spliced from 5 exons.